CCGAGGUUAGUUUAAAAGAGCACUCGUCAUCGUGUGCGUAGUCCAAUACGUGUUCGCAGUCCGAGAGCAAAAAAGUAUAUAAUAAAUAUAUCCGUCGUAUUAUUUUUUUUUCGUUAUUUUUUUUUCUCGUCUACCUCUUUAAACGAUUAUACGAAAACCGACGGCCAACAACCAUUACAUUGUAGUGUAUAUAUGUAUAUAUACAUAUAUUUGAGAUAUUGCAACAGUAUAGGAUCGCUCUUCGUCGACGACCAAAUACACGAAUCCGAAUUCUCACAUGCCGUAUAUUUAUAACAAUAAUAAUAAUAAUAAUUAUAUAAGAACAAUAGAAAUCGAAUCACAAUAAUUUUAUUAUUUUAAACCGAUUGGUGCGACGCGCGUUCACAGAUAACACGGUAUACCGUCGAAAUCGAAGCGCACACGCACACGCACGUAACAUUAAUCAUCGUGUCAAUAACGCAUCGUGUAGAACACUGCAGUCGUCUACAGUCGCCGUUGUCGUCGCCGUCAUCGUUGUUACCGUACAAGUAAAUCGCGAAAAAUGAUUCCGAGUCGCGUUUGAUAUUAUCUUCAGCCAAGGAUUUAACCAGUCACAGCCGUCCGGUGAAGCCGUCGUACCGACCACCGUCGCCGGUAACCGUCCUCUUUUACGGCGUCUUCGUCGCCCGACAGAAGUUUCCAUGAAAAUGACGGAAAUGAACGUGGUCAACACGCAGAGCAUCGCCGAUUAUUUGGCGCAGUUGCUCAAAGACCGCAAGCAGAUCGCAGCGUUUCCGAACAUGUUCAUGCACGUCGAACGGCUCAUCGACGAAGAAAUAACCAAAGUCCGGGCCAGCCUGUUCGAGGUAAACGGUGUGAAGAAGGAACCACUGGUGCUGCCGGAACCGGACGGCGCGCCCGUUACUAUUACCGAAAAAGUGUUCGUGCCGGUUAAGGAUCAUCCGGAGUUCAACUUUGUUGGAAGAAUAUUGGGUCCACGUGGUAUGACUGCAAAACAACUAGAAUUAGAGACCGGAUGUAAGAUUAUGGUUCGAGGAAAGGGCUCAAUGCGUGAUAAGAAAAAGGAGGAACAAAACAGAGGUAAACCAAACUGGGAACAUUUAAGUGAGGAACUUCAUGUUUUGAUAUCUGUUGAAGACACGGAAAAUCGAGCUAAGUUAAAGUUGAAGAGAGCCAUUGAUGAAGUGAAAAGGCUACUUGUACCUGCUGAUGGUGAAGAUGAAUUGAAGAAACGCCAACUCAUGGAACUAGCUAUCAUUAAUGGCACAUAUAGGGAUUCAAAUGCCAAAGCAUUGGCAGCAGCAGCUUGUGAUGAAGAAUGGCGUAGGAUGGCUGUUGCAGCAGCUGCUGAGACACAGCGUCUUUUAUCGCCUCAUGGUAUGGGUGGCUUGGCCACCACAUUGCGACCACAGACAGCCACACCAUUAGCUGCACCACUUAUAUUAUCGCCGCGUAUACCGACUGCCAUUACUACCACUGCUGGAAAUCCUGGUGCGCCUCAGCUAUUAUCUCCUGCUGAACAUCAUCAUCAUGCUGCAGCAGCAGCAGCUGCUGCUGGUCUUAUAUAUACGCCAUAUGCCGAUUAUGCUAACUAUGCAUUGGCUGGCUCACCAUUGAUUACAGAAUACACUCCUGCCGAUCACUCGGAAUGUUCGGCCAGAUACAUGCUAAUGGUUCCAGAACUACAAGGGCUCACCUACCGUCACUGGCCAAAUCAACCAGGUGCAGCAGCCGCGGUUGCGGCGGCGGCUCAGGUCGCCAAACAAAGAAGGCAUUUGACUCAGAUCAGGGAUCAUCCGUAUCAGAGGGUUGGCACUUCGAUUGUCAAUUAAAAAAAAAAAAAAACCAAAAUUUAAAAAAAAAAGUUCUUUGAUUCUGAAAGGCUUGCGGAGAUCUAACAUACUGGACCUUUAUUUUAACACCACACAAUGCAGCCUGCGGCCGAAGUGCGACGAUUGCCAGACGGAACUAUAAUUAACAACUAAACAAUAUCAUUCUGCGCACACAUACACUCUUAAAAAAAACGCAAUGUUGCACUUGAAAUUAUUCGUCUAACCAUUUAUCUGUCUGUCUAAUCAUUUGGUAUAAUAAUAUUUGUUUUAUUUAUAUUAUUAUAGUGUUUAAUGUUGUUUCGUAAUAUUAAAAUUUAAAGACUAAAUAGAUUUUUUUUUUGAGUCAUAUGCCUUUAAAAAUUUAUAUAUAAAGAUAUUUAUUUUGGCAUUCAUAUCAACAUUUGUUGUCACUAGUCUUAAUAUUUUUGUUUGUUUUUUUCCUGAACACUGAAUCGCGUUUUGAUCUGAUACGCAAAGUAUACGACAGUAAAAAAAAAAAAAAUUGAACAAACUUUUAUA
Molecule: messenger RNA, 2351 nt
Organism: Sipha flava (yellow sugarcane aphid)
Lineage: Eukaryota; Metazoa; Arthropoda; Insecta; Hemiptera; Aphididae
Gene: how
Product: protein held out wings
Exons: 9
Coding region: 681-1832 (383 amino acids)
Biological process (GO): regulation of mRNA splicing, via spliceosome
Cellular component (GO): nucleus
Molecular function (GO): mRNA binding
Source: RefSeq, a predicted model, not a curated record